Aedes aegypti (yellow fever mosquito) is the source of this 2161-nucleotide messenger RNA. Its product is annotated as mucin-5AC. The transcript has 3 exons. Gene Ontology annotation, cellular component: extracellular region. Gene Ontology annotation, molecular function: chitin binding. Lineage: Eukaryota; Metazoa; Arthropoda; Insecta; Diptera; Culicidae. The coding region runs from base 155 to 1963 and encodes 602 amino acids. The record is from RefSeq and is a predicted model, not a curated record.
UGCAAGCGCUGAAGCCUAGUAUAAAUUUUAGCUUAUCGACGUUGCGCCUGUUAUUUUAGAACAUCAACUCAAACAGCACAUUACCGGUGGAGGCCACAUUUUGUUUGUUGGUUGCCAGCAUUUCAAGUUUUCUAAUUUAUUUGUGUUAUUAAAUAUGAAGAAAUACUUCCUUUCGUUAUUCAUCCUCGGAUGGAUGUUAACCGACGUGUACGGUAAUCCUUGUGAAGGAAGAGACAGUGGUUUUGUGGCCCAUGCAGAUUGCACUCGAUAUUAUUCGUGUGUAAAUGGCGUUGCCCAUGAAUUGCAAUGUCCAGCAGUUUUCCCCAUAUUCAGACCAGAUACAGAAAUGUGUGACGAAGGAAACCCAGAUGAGUGUGUUGUAUGUCCAGUAACAGGACUUCAUAGAUUCCCAGUUCCCAAUUCCUGCACUAAAUUCAUACUGUGUGUAAACGGUGUUCAAAGCCAGCAUGAGUGUCGAAACGGACUUGUUUUCGACACAGCACUACAAGAAUGCAAUCUUGCUGCCAAUGCUCCUCCAUGCGCACACGUAACAUGUCCUGCCAAUGAUGAUCCAGCCAACCCAACAUUUAUUCGUCAUCCUACGAACUGCCAAAUAUACUUUAUUUGUGUAGGAGGUGUACCAAAGGAGCAGACAUGUCCAGCUGAUACGGCAUUCAAUCCUGACACUAAAGUCUGCGAUCUACAGAGCCAAGUACAGUGUCCAACAACACUGGAGCCUUACCGUUCCCUAUUAUCCAAAAGUUUAUCGAAAGCAGACCAACGGUGCAGUGGAAAUACAGGAAUCCUUAAUCAACCUGAUCCGGAUGAUUGUUCACGUUAUUACAUGUGUAUGAACACUAAUUCAUUCUCGCUAUCAUGCAGCACUGGAAUGAUUUUCGAUUCCAAAACUAACAAAUGUGGCCCCAAGGAGUCUUCAGUUUGUAUCAAAGAUGUAGUCACAUCACCGUGCACGGGGAAUGUAGGUUUGAAAUACGAGCGACACGAACGAGAAUGCUCCAUGUAUUACAUGUGUAUGGGAGAGAAACUUUUCGAGUUGACUUGCGCAUCCGGUACACUUUUUGACACAACAACAGGAAAAUGUGAGUCAGCUUCAAGAGUUACCUGUUCUUUUGAGACGUCUCCUGUUCCAUCUGUUGUAAAUAUAUGUGCCGGAAAUGUUGGUACCAGUAGAGUUCCCGAUCCAACUGAUUGUAGUGCUUAUUACAUAUGUGUUAACGAACAAGAGUUCCGACAAGUUUGUGCCAACUCUUUAAUUUUUGAUGUUUUGACCAACGGUUGCAAUCGACCCGAAGAUUCGGUUUGCAUUAUUGACGUGGUUACCCCUCCAGUAGCGGGACAAACUACAACUACUGCACCUACGAUUACUCCUCCUUCCACGGAUACACCAAUCGAAGAUGAUCAAACAACUUCGAGUCCUGUAAUAACUAUACCAACGGCACCCACAGCUACUCCAACAGGCAUUCCUAGUGUACCAACCGCUCCUACAGUACCUACCAUCCCUACAGUACCUACAGUCCCUACUGUACCGACCGUCCCUACAGUACCGACCGUCCCUACAGUACCGACCGUCGGACCUCCAAUAACCUCUACAACUAUCCAACCAACUGUUCCUGUAGCACCCACACCUGCUCCAACGGUGCCUACCGCACCAACUCCAGCUCCAACCGUUCCCACACCAGCACCAACUCCAGCACCAACCCCAGCACCAACGGCUGCCCCAGCUACUACCGCUCCUCCUGUAACAGCAUCGCCAGUCGAUCCAUCAGCCCCGCACUGCCCACCAGGGCAAGUAUUCUAUCACCCACAUCCGAACUGCUCGAUGUUCUACCGCUGUGUGUACGGAACGUUGUUUGUGAAAACUUGUCCCCCCAACCAGUUCUGGAACCAGGCUCGCGAGUACUGCGAUCAUUUGUUCAACGUGAACUGUCCUGCACUGGGAUGAGAUCAAGCGGGCAAGCUACCUUAGCCAAUGCACCAGUUGUCACAUCCAUACCACUACUGUCCACCUUGAAUGCUUCCUUGCAAGCCAGGUUACGCCGAUUGGCACUAUGACUACCACUUAUCCCUAUUUAUAUGUGCAUCCUCUCAGCAAUAUUUGUUAUGUUGUUUUAGUUACAAAUAAAAUAGUUGAUGUUCUGGA